GUCUUCCUCCACUGCAACGUCUUCCUCCACUAUGAACACACAAGAACACUUCAAUGUUCAGUGUGGGUGCGGAGUAUAGGCUCCAUUUCAAACAGCCCUAACUAACCCAAAUGUUGGUAGGAGAUUCUUAGGAUGUGUGAACUACAAGGUACUAAUUUAUGAUCUUUUAUCCUAUUUUCUAUUUUUUGAAUUUAUUAUUUUAUUUUAAUACAAUUUAUUCUAUUUAUUAAAGAGGUUAUUUUUUUCGAUAUUGGUUUGUUAGAGUGACAAUACUUGCAAGUACUUUGAUUGGGUUGACCCUCCCACAUGUGAGAGGGGGAAGGAUUUUGGUAACUAGAUAGUGAAGAAGAACAUGGAUUUGCAGCAAGAUGUUGAAGACCUGCAUAGACAAAUUUUGCAUUUGAAGAAGACAGAAACAAAUUUGAAGGGAGAAAUUCAAGUGCUGAAGGAGAGGGAAAAUGAGUUUGGACAGAAGAUGGAAUAGUGGUAGUAGAGGGAGGAAUGGUUUGUAAUGAAGAUCAACUGUAUGAACAGAAACAUUAAGGAGAUGGAAGAUGGGAUUACAGUGAAGAUGGAAGAGUGGAAGAACAAAGAAGAUUUGAAUGCAUUGGAGAUCGAGGAGUUUGAAGCACAGAAUGUGGAAUUGAGGGUGAAGAUGAAAGAGGUUGAAGCAAAGAAUGUGAGUUUGAGAGGUAGGAACAAAGCAAUGAAAAAGAACAUUGAGUUGGCCAAUUUGAAGGUGAAAUGGUUGACUGCACUGGUGGUGAUUUUAGUUGGCCUAGGGAUUGUUUACCUUGGUGGCAAAGGAUGGUUGAAGAAGAAAAUGUUGGCAUUACCUUAAAAUAUGUAUUUAAUUUUAUGCCUGUCUUUAGUUUGUGUUGAACAAAAAUGUGAUGUUUUUUGUACUUAAUUCAUGGUACUUAAUCCAUGGUA
Molecule: messenger RNA, 933 nt
Organism: Rhododendron vialii
Lineage: Eukaryota; Viridiplantae; Streptophyta; Magnoliopsida; Ericales; Ericaceae
Exons: 2
Coding region: 512-841 (109 amino acids)
Source: RefSeq, a predicted model, not a curated record